Cylindrotheca closterium is the source of this 1650-nucleotide messenger RNA. The record is from the annotation of a GenBank genome assembly. NCBI's taxonomy places the organism in Eukaryota, Bacillariophyta, Bacillariophyceae, Bacillariales, Bacillariaceae.
AUGCUCCUCUCUCUUAUCACUUCUUUACUGCUAACCAUAGCGACUUCCAACGCAACCGAGUUCCCAAAUCUUGUGAUUCUCUUCGCAGACAACCUAGGAUAUGACGACAUUUCAGUUUUUCAAUCAAAGUCGAAUCCUCAGCACACCAAGACGCCCAACAUCGACAACUUGGCUGUCGAUGGAAUGAAAUUCUUAAACUGGAAUUCUGCAGCUGCUUUGUGUUCAGCAAGUCGGUCGGCGCUCCUAACUGGACGAUAUCCUGUGCGAACAGGGGUCUAUCCAAGGGUAUUUCGUUCCGAUGCGAGAUUUGGGCUAUUGCCAGAAGAAACAACACUUGCCGAGAUGUUGAAAGGCUUUGGGUAUGCUACGAAAAUUGUUGGCAAAUGGCAUUUGGGUCAUCGAGAGCCUUUCCUCCCUACAAAUCAAGGAUUUGAUAGCUGGUUGGGGGUCCCGUAUCAUAUGAGUGGUGGGUCCGUUGACAACCACACUUGUCACGGUGACGAUGAUGGGACUAUGUUACUGCCAUUGUAUCGUGACACUUCCAUUGAAGAACAACCUGUUCAACUUGACGACUUGGCUAUCCAGUAUGCCUCAGAAUCCAGGUCUUUUAUUCAGAAGAACAGUGACAAGGAUAUUCCUUUCUUCUUAUACGUGCCAUUCAGCCAUGUUCAUCAACUCUGUGCUCCAAAGGAUAUGCCGGAGCAAAGGAACUGUCAGUGGGCAGCAAAGGAAAACGCAACAUUCUCUGACGCAGUGGAAGAAAUGGAUUGGAUAGCAGGCGAGAUUCUGAAAGCACUGGAUGAUUUUGGAGUAACAAACAAUACUCUAGUUCUAUUCACAAGCGACAAUGGGCCUUGGGUUGCAGAACAAUCAUGCUCUGGAUCAAAGGGGCCGUUCGCCGCGGAAUGGUUUCGGGAUCAUUCAAGUCCGUCCUGCACCGCUUGUCCGCAUGACUAUGUUCCUCAACCAACAAAUGGGCAGCCACGAAGAUGCGUACUUCCCGACACAGAACUCGCAUUGGAAGGUGUUCCAUGUGGCGAAGACAGUGGACUUGGUUCAGUCUGGGAAGCUAAUUUACGAAUGCCUGCCCUGGCACGCUUUCCUGGCAAAAUACCACAGGGCAGUGUCUCGCAAGAUCUAAUUUCGACUCUUGAUGUCAUUCCAUCCUUUUUGUCGCUACUUGAGAAACCUAUACCUCUCAAUCUUGAUGGUAAAGAUAUGAGUGGAAUUUUUACUGGCGAGUCUACGAAUAUUGAAGCGAAACGCGUUCUCUUCUUCUGGAGAGAUGGUUUCGAGUCUGGUCCACUGCCUCCUCCAUAUGGGCGGUUCGACGUGGCUGCUGUGAAAUAUGGAAGCUUGAAAGCAUGGAUAUGGACAAAGAGUGCACAUUACAAUGACGACAUUGAGCAGUAUCACGACCCUCCUUUGCUCUUCGACGUUCUCGCCGACCCUGCAGAAUCGAACCCGCUGGAUCCAAGCGACUACUUGCAAGAAAUUCAAUAUAUCAAAAUUAUGGUGGAGAAGCAUAAGCAGUCAGUGGACAUGGCUUUCCCACUUUGUCUUGAUGCCGACCCAAAAUAUCUGCCGUGUGUCAAUCGUGAAACUGGGUGCCGUACUGGUGGCACACUGCCGCUAGAAACGAAGCUAUGA